Entelurus aequoreus (snake pipefish) is the source of this 5136-nucleotide messenger RNA. RefSeq names its product annexin A4-like. Lineage: Eukaryota; Metazoa; Chordata; Actinopteri; Syngnathiformes; Syngnathidae. Gene Ontology annotation, cellular component: cytoplasm. Gene Ontology annotation, biological process: phagocytosis; cytokinetic process. Gene Ontology annotation, molecular function: calcium ion binding; calcium-dependent phospholipid binding. The transcript is spliced from 15 exons. Bases 254 to 1798 code for a protein of 514 amino acids. The record is from RefSeq and is a predicted model, not a curated record.
CUUCUUUCGGCUGCACAAGCAGAACGUUCUUUCGGCUACACAAGCAGAACGUUACACAACUACCAUGAAAGCGACAGUCAUUUUUAGACGUUUUAAGACGGAAUAUUUCGCCUUAAUUUAGCUAAACCGUUAGUUAGCUCGCUAGCUAAUAGCGUCCAGGAUGCUACAUGCUAAACUCCUUCGAGGAACGUUACGUAAAGCUGGAGGACAACAGCACUAGAGGACAACUAUUUGAGAUAAAGUGAUUGUGAAAAUGAGCUAUCCAGGUUACCCUGCCCAGUCAGGCGGCUACCCACCGCAAGCAGGUGGUUACCCUCCACAAGCGGGCGGCUACCCUCCACAAGCGGGCGGCUACCCGCCCCAAGCCGGGGGCUACCCGCCCCAAGCCGGGGGCUACCCGCCCCAAGCCGGGGGAUACCCUCCUGCAGCUGGCGGAUACCCGCCCCAAGCGGGUGGCUACCCUCCACAAGCGGGUGGAUACCCACCACAGGCUGGGGGUUACCAACCACAGGCUGGGGGUUACCCAACAGCAGGAGGUGGCUACCCUCCCCAGGCGGGCGGCUACCCUCCUCCGGCUGGAGGCUUUCCACCUCAGGCUGGAGGUUACCAACCACAGCCCGGAGCAGGAGGAUAUCCAUCCAUGCCUCAAUCAGGUGGUGGCUGGGGGGCGGCACCAGGGGGCUACGGUGGUCCAGGAGGGGCUCCCCAGGGCUACCAAGGGGGGCCUGCGCCAGGACAGCAACCCAUGCCUAACUACCCCAGUGGGGGCCCUGCCACCAACCCCUCUAUGCCAGUGUAUGGAAGCGGAGUUUCGUCCAACCCUCAGGCACCUGCCAUACCUAAAGGCUACAGAGGAUCUAUAAAGGACUUCCCUGGGGCCGAUCCUUUGAGGGAUGUGGAGGUUCUUCGUAAAGCAAUGAAAGGUUUUGGCACCGAUGAAAACGCCAUCAUUGAGCUUUUGGGAAGCCGUACCAACAAGCAGAGGGUUCCCAUGGUAGCAGCCUACAAGACAACUUAUGGGAAGGAUUUAGCCCACGAUUUAAAGUCUGAGCUGACAGGAAACUUUGAAAAUCUUGUUCUUUCGAUGUUGAUGAGCCCCACGCGCUUUGAUGCGUCUGAGCUCAGAGAAGCUAUAAAGGGAGCAGGAACAGACGAGGCUUGUCUUAUCGAGAUCCUCUCCUCUCGCUCUAAUGCGGAGAUUCGUGAAAUGUCUUCUAUUUACAAGUCUGAGUACGGGAAAACCCUGGAAGAUGCCAUCAGCAAUGACACCUCCGGCCACUUCCGCAGGCUACUGGUUUCCCUCUGCCAGGGCAAUCGCGACGAAAGGGAAACCGUUGACAUAUCCCUCGCCAAACAGGAUGCUCAGAAACUGUACGCGGCCGGCGAGAACAAAGUUGGCACCGAUGAGUCUCAGUUCAACGCCAUCUUGUGCGCUCGCAGCAAGCCUCACCUGCGGGCAGUCUUCCAGGAGUACCAGCAGAUGUGCGGUCGGGACAUCGAGAAGAGCAUCGGCAGGGAAAUGUCUGGCAACGUGGAGUCUGGCAUGGUGGCUGUUGUGAAAUGCAUCAAGAACACCCCUGCCUACUUUGCAGAGCGCCUCCACAAGGCCAUGCAGGGCGCCGGGACUAAGGACAGAACACUCAUCCGCAUCAUGGUCUCCCGCUCUGAGGUGGACAUGCUAGACAUCAGACAAGCUUAUGUGAAGACCUACGGGAAGUCCCUGUACACUCACAUCUCAGGCGACACCUCCGGGGACUACAAGAAGCUGCUGUUGAAGCUCUGUGGAGGCAACGACUAAAUGGACAAGUCACAAGUCCACACAAUGUACAAUAUGUGUAGGAAAAUAUCACCUCUGAUGCAUGUAGACUACCUACAGUAAGUGUGUUUUACUCGUGCAUCUUUUCGCUAAUGCUUGCCAAAUAGCCAAGACUUCCACACAUUUUUACCAACAAAAAAAGAACUGCAUGCCAGAAAUUUCAUGCAAAAUGAAUUACUUUAUCACUAUGUAGUCAAAUUGAAAAUGAAUGUCUAACACUGUGUGCCCCCAUAUUAACACUUCAUAGCUAUAUCAUAUACGAAUAUACAAACAAUAUUAUAUGUGUAAAAUGUUAGCUUUAUGUAGUUACAAGUUUUAAUGAUAUUGAAAUAUUAGUAUUGCUAACCAGGAACAAGAUUACCGUAUUUUUCGGAGUACAAGUCGCUCCGGAGUAUAAGUCGCACCUGCCGAAAAUGCAUAAUAAAGAAGGAAAAAAACAUAUAUAAGUCGCAUUUUUUGGGGAAAUGUAUUUGAUAAAAGCCAACACCAAGAAUAGACAUUUGAAAGGCAAUUUAAAAUAAAUAAAGAAUAGUGAACAACAGGCUGAAUAAGUGUACGUUAUAUGAGGCAUAAAUGACCAACUGAGAACGUGCCUGGUAUGUUAACGUAACAUAUUAUGGUAAGAGUCAUUCAAAUAACUAUAACAUAUAGAACAUGCUAUACGUUUACCAAACAAUCUGUCACUCCUAAUCGCUAAAUCCCAUGAAAUCUUAUACGUCUAGUCUCUUACGUGAAUGAGCGAAAUAAUAUUAUUUGAUAUUUUACGGUAAUGUGUGAAUAAUUUCACACAUAAGUCGCUCCUGAGUAUAAGUCGCACACCCGGCCAAACUAUGAAAAAAACUGCGACUUAUAGUCCAAAAAAUACGGUAUAUACAAUUUAUCCUCAAAUAGUACUCAACAAAGUCGUUUUGGUUGUUCAAAAAUGAUUUUAUUUCAUUAAUUAGACCAACCAGAUAAGGGGAGAAAAAAAAGAUAAAUUGUUAAAUAAUACAAACAAAAUAAACAUUGGCAACGUCUCAGGGCCGUGCAGCAAGUGCCAACCCGAAUAGGUGAACAAAAAAAACAGCUUACAUCUCACUUUGUUAAAAUUAUACCUCAUAAAAGUACGUGUGAUGCACAUUGGCGUGGUGUUAUGGCCGUGUAAACCGGAAAUGGCGUAUCAAAGAACAGCGCAAACGUUUCCUACUAAAAGUUAUUUCACAUGUAGGUACAGUGUAACCUCGACUUACGUACUUAUUUGGCAUAAUUCGUAAAUCGAAACAUUUGUAUAGUGAAGCCGUUUCCCAUAAGAAACACUGUAAACAUUAGUUUUAUCUCUGACAAAAAUCCCUAUUUUAGUAAAAGAAUACACUUUGAAGACACUGUGGGUGUGUGUUAUAUAUACAUACCGUAUAUUACCAAAUAGUAGCCUGGGCGUUUAUUUCACAAAAUGGGGUCGGACCCCGGGCGGCUAUUAGGACAUGGGCGGUUAUUUGCACAAGGCUUUUAUUUAUUUUUGCACCAGCCUGCACCAGGCCAUUAUUUGGUUACAAUGGUUACUGUCCAGUAUUUUUUUUUCGUACAAAAAACAUUAAAUGUAAAAGCUAUUGUAAACAUACAAACAAAAAAACAAUAGACCAACAUGAGGUAGGCUAUCAAAAGACAAGAGAUCAACAAGGCCUCAACAUGGCAGUAGUGCAACAAUUGUCAAAUAGAAUACCAAUACUAAAAAUAAAUAAACUUUUUAAAUAAAGCAGCCUACCGGGAAAAAUACAAUUAUGGUACCAAGUACUCAAGUAUAAAAUCCACCAUCAAAACAGAACAAUAAUUCUGUCACUUAAAUCAAAUAAAGGCUACAGUACUCCAAGUUUUAAAUAAAGCAGCAUACAGGAAAAAUAAAAUUAUGGUACCAAGUACUCUAUAAAACCAUCAAAACAAUAAUACUGCAGCAAACGCAACCCCAGUAGUAUUUUAAUCUAAAUUAUGCAAAUAACAGCCCAUGUAUAUGUAUAUAUACAUACAUAUAUAUAUAUAUAUAUAUAUAUAUAUAUAUAUAUAUAUAUAUAUAUAUGUAUAUAUAUGUGUGUAUACUGUAUAUGUAUAUAUAUCAAACAUAACAAGGGGGUAAUGGAUCAACAAUGUCCUUAAUAUUAAACAACGACAAGCUAAACUGUCUACGCGUGCGUGCACACACAAACCAGUCACUUUGGUGCUCUCAAAAACGUUAACAACCAUGUUGCCGCAAUAAAUUAGGAAAAAUGUAAAAACUUAUUUACCUUCGUAAAUCGAUGUUACACUGUACCAAUAACAUCAGAGGGUGCAAACCUGAAUAGGCAUAUCAGAGAACAACUCACAUCUGACUUAAACCAAAAUAACGCCCCAUAAACGUGCCUUGGUGGUUUUCUUACAACGGAGAGCUGCAUCUAAGCUUGUCCUACCUCGCGCAGCUAAAGCGCAUUGUAAACACGGAAGUGACUAUCAAACACCUCGCGCCUAACCCCCACGCUAAAUAGAAACACCUUGAAUGAACGUCUCCUUCAAAUAAACGCCGUCCACACUCUCCCACUAUUUGAGGUAGUGCAUGUAUAUCACUUCUAAAGCCAUUAAUCCUCCAUUCUGAACCCCUUGCAGUCCCUCUACUGCCAAAUGAUAGUAAAACAAGUGUUUUAUGUAAGAUAGAAGAAUUAUGUUUAGCACAUGCCAUUAUUUGUUUACUGCACACGUCGGGCUGUAGACUUACCUUUUAAUCAUUAGUGAACUUUGCGGAAGGAACAAUCUGUAAAGUUAUUGUUUGCCUACUAACCUGAUACAUGCUGGUGCUUGCUACUUUAUACAAAUCAACCAUAGUUGUAUAGCCUCCAUUCUAUCCAAAUAGCCAAAUGUCACUUUAUAAUCAUCUCGUCCAGGGGUGUCCAAACUUGUGUUGCAUGUAUAAAAAUUAAAAAAAUGUGAUGGUGGGGCGGGGGGGUCAGUUCGGUGAAUUGUGGAUAAUAAAACCAAUUCCGUUAAAUAUAUGCUAAACAAAGCUACAUCUUAGCUUUGUUAUAAGCAAAUGUCAUCUCAUUAUUAUUUUCUUUUAUUAACUAUUAUUAUUAUUGUUUAUUUCACAAUAUGCUAGAGGCUAAUAAAACAAGCUGCUGGCUGAAAAUGUCCCCCCGGCCACAUUUUGGACACCCGUGGUUUCAGUCAAUGUGAUUUGUAAUCAAGGGGCUUGCCACUAGAGGGCCCUGUGCUCAUACAGUAUUAUGAGCUCACAAGUUGACUGAAUGUUUUAUAUUUCCAUUUCAUUUCACCAUGCAUACAAACUAUUGUCAUUUCAAUUAAAACAAAGCCACACUUCA